GGUCCGCUGCUUGUAAGAUUGAUACUGAUGGUGACUUCCUUAAUUUCCAAUACAAAUUAUGGUUACCCUUAGAUAGCGCUGAAUUGGAUGAUAACGAUAUUGAGAACACGUAUAUUCACAAAUUCAACCAAGACUCUGUGUAUUUUAUUACGGGGAAGUUUACGAUAUUAGAUAACGGUUUAUUGGAACUCGCUGUCUUCUU
Messenger RNA from Paraglomus occultum, 202 nucleotides. The record is from the annotation of a GenBank genome assembly. NCBI's taxonomy places the organism in Eukaryota, Fungi, Glomeromycota, Glomeromycetes, Paraglomerales, Paraglomeraceae.